AUGGGUGGCACAGACAGCAAACUCUAUUUUCGCAAGGCUAUCGUUCAGCUAACCACCAAAACAAUGCCAAUUGAUGCUAAUGACGAUGCUUUUUGGGAUCAAUUUUGGAGUGAAUCGAUUGCCUCUGUACAGGACAUUUUCACUUUAGUUACAGCCCAAGAGAUUCGUACAUUAAGAGAUGAAGCACCGUCAAAUUUAGCUACACUCUCGAUUAAGGCUGUUGAGAAAUUAGUGGCUGCCUCGAUGACAGCUUGUUCAACACCAAAGGAGCAAACUACAGGCAAGAAAUAUAUAACAAAGGCAUUAUCUAUUUUAAUACACCGCCUCUUAAUCUAUAUACUGAAUUGCUGUAGGCUAUUAACUAGAAUUUUGCCGUACAUAUUCGAAGACAGUGAUUGGCGAGGAUUUUUCUGGUCCUCAGUUCCAGCAAAUACGGAUGGAGCUCAACCAUUAGCGAAAUCAUUACUUAAUGCCAUUCUGGAUCUCUUAUUCUGUCCAGACUUUACUGUUCCCAAACAUAAGAAAGCUGGCCCGGAGACCCCUGAUGAUCUGCCUUCUAUUGACAGCUGUGAAUAUAUUUGGGAGGCUGGAGUUGGAUUUGCUACCUCAACGCCAGCUAAUCCUCAAUUUGAUCGAAAUAGAACAGAAAUUCUGAAGCUGCUACUCACUUGUUUUUCUGAAUCAUUGUAUAUGCUACCAAGUGCCGAUUCUGGAAAUAACCAGUGGUUGGAUUACUUUACAUCGACGAAUAAUAGACAUGCAUUGCCUUUAUUUACGUCGUUAUUAAAUACCGUCUGCUCGUAUGAUCCCGUCGGUUAUGGAGUUCCUUAUAAUCAUCUCAUGUUUCAAGACGCAAGAGAACCGUUGGUCGAAAUUGCUGUCCAGUUGCUAGUUGUCGUCCUCGAUCAUGAACCUUCCACUAUCACUAUCGAUCGAAGUGCUGAACAUGACACAGUAAGAAUAAACGAUAAUCUAUUUUGCAAUUAUUUAUCACGAAUACAUCGCGAAGAGGAUUUUACUUUCAUUCUACGCGGUAUAAUUUUAUUACUUAAUAACCCAUUACUGCAAACUUAUCUACCAAAUUCGUGCAAGAAGAUAGGUUUCUAUCAAGAAUUAUUAAUUUUUCUCUGGAAAGUCUGUGAUUGUAAUAAGAAAUUCCUGUACUAUGUACUUAAGAGUAGUGACGUUUUAGAUAUCUUAGUACCAAUCCUAUAUUACUUGAAUGAUGCUAGGUGUGAUCCAGCUCGUAUCGGCUUAAUGCAUAUUGGAGUAUUCAUUUUAUUACUUUUGAGCGGUGAAAGAAAUUUUGGUGUUCGCUUAAAUAAGCCGUUCUCAGCUAAAGUACCAAUGGAUUUACCAGUAUUUAAUGGCACACAUAUUGAUUUUUUAGUAAUUGUAUUUCAUAAAGUAAUUACUACUGGCCAUCAACGCUUAGCACCUAUAUUUGAUUGCCUUUUAACCGUCCUUGUUAAUGUUUCACCUUACUCGAAAACUUUAUCAAUUGUUGCUAGUAACAAAUUGCUUCAUCUGCUAGAGGCUUUCUCAACACCCUGGUUUUUAUUUAGUAACAACAACAAUCAUCACUUGAUAUUCUUUUUACUGGAAGUAUUCAAUAAUAUUAUCCAGUAUCAGUUUGAUGGUAAUUCCCAUUUAGUAUACACAAUAAUCCGUAAGAGAAAUAUAUUUCAUCAGUUGGCCAAUCUACCUACUGAUCCUUCGACUGUAGUUAAACCCAAUAAGAAAGAAGAUAGUUCAGACAUAUCAGUAGCCCAGUAUCAGAGCGGCACUGAAAGUGCCUCCGAUCCUAAUAACAUUAGUGGAAGUGAAUCUGAUACUUCGAGCGAUGAUGAGUUAAGCAAAACUGGCGCUGCCAGUAUGAAGAAGAAAACCAAGAAAAUAAAGAAGUCGCCGAGAUUUGAUAGUGUAUCACCUGACGGACACUUUACUCCAACUCCAGAAUGGGUAUUGUCAUGGAAGCAAAAAUUACCUCUACAAACCAUCAUGCGAAUGCUGCAAGUAUUAGUACCGCAAGUGGAGAAAAUUUGCAUUGAUAAGGGCUUAACUGAUGAAAGUGAAAUUUUGAAGUUCUUACAGCACGGUACGCUUGUGGGAUUGCUGCCAGUUCCCCAUCCAAUUCUGAUAAGAAAAUAUCAGCCUAACAGCGCGACUACUAUGUGGUUUCGAACAUACAUGUGGGGCAUUAUAUACUUAAGAAAUUUCGAUCCUCCUAUAUGGUACGACACUAACGUCAAACUGUUUGAAAUUCAGCGAACUCACUAA
Messenger RNA from Trichoplax adhaerens, 2280 nucleotides. RefSeq lists its product as uncharacterized. The transcript is spliced from 26 exons. The record is from RefSeq and is a predicted model, not a curated record. Bases 1 to 2280 code for a protein of 759 amino acids. NCBI's taxonomy places the organism in Eukaryota, Metazoa, Placozoa, Uniplacotomia, Trichoplacea, Trichoplacidae. Gene Ontology annotation, cellular component: membrane; Golgi medial cisterna; Golgi trans cisterna.